GUACCGGUGGGAGCGGGGAGCGGGGCGCGGGGCUCCGAGUGCGGGCGGCGGACGCACGGGCAGCGCAGAUCUGGCGCCGGCCGCAGUCCGUGUGUCGUAGCCCGGACGCAGGCGUUGUCGGUUGAGAGCGAGUCCGCCCAAGCCUAGAGUGGCUUUUUCUUUCUCCUGCCCCGUCGGAAGCCCGAAGCCGUGGCCGCUCAGCCGGCGUCAUCAUGACCAAGGCCGGUAGCAAGAGCGGGAACCUCCGCGACAAACUGGACGGCAACGAGCUGGACCUGAGCCUCAGCGACCUGAAUGAGGUCCCCGUCAAGGAGCUGGCUGCUCUUCCAAAGGCCACGGUCCUGGAUCUAUCUUGCAAUAAGCUGAGUACUCUGCCGUCGGAUUUCUGUGGCCUCACGCACCUGGUGAAGCUGGACCUGAGUAAGAACAAGCUUCAGCAGCUGCCGGCUGACUUUGGCCGGCUGGUCAACCUCCAGCACCUGGAUCUCCUCAACAACAGGCUGGUCACCCUGCCUGUCAGCUUUGCUCAGCUCAAGAAUCUGAAGUGGUUGGACCUGAAGGAUAACCCCCUGGAUCCUGUACUGGCCAAAGUAGCAGGGGAUUGCCUGGAUGAGAAGCAGUGCAAGCAGUGUGCAAACAAGGUGUUACAGCAUAUGAAGGCUGUGCAGGCGGAUCAAGAGCGGGAGAGGCAGCGGCGGCUGGAAGUGGAGCGUGAGGCAGAAAAGAAACGUGAGGCAAAGCAGCGAGCUAAGGAAGCUCAGGAGCGGGAGGCGCGGAAGCGGGAGAAGGCGGAGGGGAAGGAGCGCCGGAGGAAGGAAUAUGACGCCCUCAAGGCAGCCAAGCGGGAGCAGGAGAAGAAGCCCAAGAAGGAACCGCAUCAGGCCCCAAAAUCAAAGUCCGGCUCCCGGCCCCGCAAGCCGCCGCCCCGGAAGCACGCUCGGUCCUGGGUAGUGCUAAAGCUUCUGCUGCUGUUGCUGCUGCUGUGUGUGGCAGGAGGGCUGGUUGCGUGCCGGGUGACAGAGCUGCAGCAGCAACCCCUGUGCACCAGCGUGAAUGCCAUCUACGACAACGCCGUCCAGGGCCUGCGUCGCCACGAGAUCGUCCAGUGGGUCUUGCAGACCGACUCUCAGCAGUGAGCGUGUCCCUAGCACCCGCUGCCUCCCAGCCUUGGAGCUUGGAUUCCUAUGGAAUUGGGUUCUGCUGGACACAACCUCUUUUUAGCAUCAGACCUACCUGCCAUCAUCAAAUGGCUGCUGAUUGGUACUUGAGCCCUCCUCUUUGUAGGACUUCUCUGUUCCUAGUCAGGGUCCCCUGGCAGAAUAAGGAGAGCUGGGAGGAGGGAUGCUUACCUGCAUGCCGAAAAGAAUGGGCUUGAGGGUGGGGAGAGAAAAAAAAAUCAUAGCCUUUUCUAGUUGUUAUACAAAGCUGUGUAAAGGCAAGGCUUGUUUCUACUAAAUGGUCAGCUGUCACUACAUUUAUACUUUUUUAUGUCACAAACCUUCCCUUUCAUCCUCCCUGGGCAGUCAGGGCAGAUCAGGAGGCAGUGUGUUACUGGGGACUAGGGGAACACUACACUCAGCAUAUCUAGCCUGAAGGGGGAUGGGGGAGGCAUUCUUAUUUCUGUAAGGACCUCAGGCAUCCAAGGCUUUCAGUGGCCAUCCACAAUCCCUAGCUCUGGGAGACUUCUUGACCACAUGGUCCAGUAGAACACUUCAAGACAGAGACUGAGGCCUCCCAGGAAGUGGGAGGUGGAACUGGACUUCCACUCCAGGGCUAUUUUCCAUUACUUGGCCUCCUUUAUUGGGUUCUGCUGGACCAGAAGUUCUGGUCAGGACAGGAGUUCUUUUUUCUUCAGAACUCACCCCAGGGGUGAGUGUGUCUCGACAACAGUGUAGACACUCAAGGCAGACAGUCAUCACUAACAGAAAUCUCCUGUUACCAGGACCUCGGGGCAACUCCUGUGGAAUCUUGCCCUGGCCGAGGUGGCUUCCAGUAAAAUGGCAACGUCCAGGCUUCUUGCCUGAGUUUUGGAGCAUUAACCUUCUGCUUGCCAGGAGGCCAGGAGGCAGGUUUCUGCAAAGCUACAGUGACCUGAUACCUCAGCGGCAGCCUGCAGCCUGGGCUUCCUGGGUACUAAGAUCUAGAACUGCUCGAUUCUCAGCCCGUAGCUGAAGGGAAAAAUGAGAACAGCAGCACAGCUGUGCAUUCCCUAGUGACCAGCACAAACAAGGGCAGCACUGUCUAUUCCCGUCUGCUGCGGCAGCUUUCUCUCACCUCUACCAUCUUUUCACAACAGCUGGAUGAAGGGAUCAGAAAUGACUGCCAUGGUGCUCACUCACUGGAAACUCCCAUUGUAAGCUUUUUGCCUCUCUCCAGAGGGAGCAAGAACCUGUGAGUUCAUAGAUAAAGAGGGUGGGGUCCAACAGGUUACCCUAGUGGCCUGUCUGGGCAGCUGUCCUGCCACUGGAAGAAAGGCCUUUGUUCUCUUCUCCCCUGAGGAUAGCUCUGCUGUGUAGGUCUAUACCUUACUCAGAACCACUACACAUUCCUCGCGUCUUCCUCCACGCUCCAGAGCCAUUGGUACAAAUGCUUUAUUGAAUCUAAACACAUAAUAUGUGAGAUUAAGACAAUACAGUCAGCAUAGUCAUCAAAUCCCAUUCCUUGGCUGGUUGAGGCAGCUCAGUGGCUGAGUCUAGUCAAGCCAACCUACAGGCGACAGCUCGCUCAUGACUAAGAGUCCAUGCCAAUUCUUUUGGAUUUCUAUGAUUAUUAAAUGUGUCUGAGUGGUC
This is a messenger RNA of Ochotona princeps (American pika), 2789 nucleotides long. RefSeq names its product leucine rich repeat containing 59 (gene LRRC59). The record is from RefSeq and is a predicted model, not a curated record. Lineage: Eukaryota; Metazoa; Chordata; Mammalia; Lagomorpha; Ochotonidae. Bases 213 to 1136 code for a protein of 307 amino acids. Gene Ontology annotation, molecular function: protein binding. The transcript is spliced from 7 exons.